Lonchura striata (white-rumped munia) is the source of this 1239-nucleotide messenger RNA. The record is from RefSeq and is a predicted model, not a curated record. NCBI's taxonomy places the organism in Eukaryota, Metazoa, Chordata, Aves, Passeriformes, Estrildidae.
AUGAGACGCUCUGUGUUCUUCGCUCUGUGGCUCAGUCUGGUGUUGAGCCUUUUGAAAGAUACUGGAAGUGGAGAAGUUCCUGAAACACCAGAGGUGACUACCUCAAAACCUACAGAAAUCAGUACUGUGAAUGGAACAGCUCCUGGCCCAACAGAGAUGACACCCUCAGUAUCUCCAGUGGACUUUUGCCAUGGAGAUCCUUGUGGAAACAGUUCAGCUACAUGUAUUUCCCUAUACAGCAAUUAUACCUGUGUGUGCCAAUAUGGACUCUACUACAGCAAUAAGGAUUGUCACAAAGGGAAAGUAUACCCAGCCACCAUUUUAGUGAGAGCCUCUUACAGUGAUAAUCUUCAAAAUGUAAAUUCCACUGAGUAUCAAUACCUGCUCAACAAUGUAUCAGAAUUUUUUAAGAAGGCCUUUAAAAAUCUAACUGGCUAUAAAGAAACUGUCAUCGUGAAAAUUCAACCUCCAAGUAAAAGCAGAAGUUCUGGUUCACUGAAGGUAGCAGUGACAAACCUGUUCACAGAGAACUCAACUGAAAAUGAGACUACAGUUAGGUCUGCAGUAAAUCGUGCAAUCGAAAAUAAUGACCAGCCCUUUGUCUCUUCUUAUGAAGUGGAAAAACAUUGUGAUAUUUAUCCAUGUGAUCCUAAAACCACAGAGUGUGUGGAAGUGGAACAACUUCCAGAAUGCAAAUGCAAAUCUGAUUUAGAAAAGAAAGAAGGGGAUAAAUAUUCUUGUUCAGUUUGCAGUAAAAGCUGUUCUAGAGCGAAGCACAAGUACUGCAUACAAGAAGAAGAUGGUCCAGUGUGCAGUUGUAUGAUUAACUUUAAAAGAGAGGCUGAAAAAUGUGUGGCUUGUUCAGUGGGCUUCUCUGGGGAGGAAUGCACUGAUAAUAGUGAACUCAUCCUUAUAAUAGUGGGCACAGUGUUUGGAGCCAUUAUCCUGAGUUUAGUGAUAGCAAUCUCUGUUAUUUCAGUCAGAGCAAAGCACAAACAAAAGCCAGAGAAGAGGAGCCUGAUGAAGUCAGGGUAUUCUGACAUGAAUACCUCUGAUGACAGACCAAGCAUGUUCCCCAGGGUCCAGACCACUUCUGGCCAUGCAAACCCAGGAUAUCAGCCAAACAACCCCUAUGAGAUGCGUUCCACAAAUAGAGAUCACUUUGCAGAGAGGGAUUAUGAUGAUUUGUAUGAAAUAUCACGGGAGCCCAGGGGCUUUAGGACGCAGAGCAGAUAUUGA